Molecule: messenger RNA, 968 nt
Organism: Solea solea (common sole)
Lineage: Eukaryota; Metazoa; Chordata; Actinopteri; Pleuronectiformes; Soleidae
Gene: gpx1b
Product: glutathione peroxidase 1b
Exons: 2
Biological process (GO): response to hydrogen peroxide; hydrogen peroxide catabolic process; glutathione metabolic process
Cellular component (GO): mitochondrion; cytosol
Molecular function (GO): glutathione peroxidase activity
Source: RefSeq, a predicted model, not a curated record
UAAAGAAGGCGGACACCACUCUCUCACUCUCUCUGGAAAGGACAAAUCAAUGACCGCCAGAAUGGCAGCGAAGUUCUACGACCUCACGGCCAAAUUGUUGACAGGGGAAACCUUUAACUUCUCCUCUCUGCGGGGAAAAGUGGUCCUCAUUGAGAAUGUGGCGUCUCUCUGAGGAACGACAACCAGGGAUUACACCCAGAUGAACGAGCUCCACGGGCGCUACGCCGACAAGGGGCUCGUUAUCCUGGGAGUUCCCUGCAACCAGUUCGGCCACCAGGAGAACUGCCAGAACCAGGAAAUCCUGCUGUCCCUGAAGUACGUCCGUCCUGGCAGCGGCUUCGAGCCCAAGUUCCAGCUCCUGGAGAAGGUGGACGUGAACGGGAAGGACGCUCAUCCCCUGUUUGUGUUCCUGAGAGAGCAGCUGCCGUUCCCCAGCGACGAGCGCUUCGCCCUCAUGAACGACCCAAAGUGCAUCAUCUGGAGCCCCGUGUGCCGGAACGACGUGGCCUGGAACUUCGAGAAGUUCCUGAUCGGGCCUGACGGGGCGCCGUUCAAGCGCUACAGCAGGAGGUUCCUCACCAGCGACAUCGAGGCAGACAUCAAGAAGCUCCUCAGCCAGGCGCACUGAACGAGCCGUCCUCUCAAGUGUUCUUUUGUUGUCCUACAGAUUGUUAUUGUCACCAGCCUCUCUGCACUUAGUGAGCACACUUAAAUACACUUAAAUGCUUGUCCUUUUUUCCCCUCAGCAGCUUCUGUAGAUGGUUGGACACGUUUCCUAACCACCUGUUGUGCUCUCAUGUGCACGAUGACUGUGUUCUGUCCUUUUACUAAAUGAAGGCAUCCUCUGAAACCAGCUUAGAUGUGAGGAGGUUAUCUGAUGACACGUAAAAGGCUGAACCUCUCAGCUACAUCGAGUACAUGUAAAGCACUGCUGUGGUUUUUGAAAUAUUAAAAGGAUUAAAAAAUGG